This is a messenger RNA of Pongo pygmaeus (Bornean orangutan), 2821 nucleotides long. RefSeq names its product zinc finger protein 671 (gene ZNF671). The coding region runs from base 719 to 2092 and encodes 457 amino acids. The record is from RefSeq and is a predicted model, not a curated record. Lineage: Eukaryota; Metazoa; Chordata; Mammalia; Primates; Hominidae. The transcript is spliced from 4 exons. Gene Ontology annotation, biological process: regulation of DNA-templated transcription.
AGAUAUUGUCCCCAGUGCCCCGAGACGCGUCCUACGCUCUGCGGGGACGGAAGUGCCUGCGUCUCCGAUCGAGACGCCUGCCGCUCCCGGCAGCUGUCCGCGCCCACGGUCCUAUGGCGGAGCUAACGGACUCCGCGCGGGUGGGUGCUGCGUCCUCCGGGCCCUCAGUCACCCUUUCUCCGACUCCGAAUCGUAAAGUUCCUGCAGCCCCUGUGUCCCAGGACAGCGACGCACUCUUGCGGGGGGGGGUCCUAUCUCGGUGUGGGUGGGUGUGGGAGAGUUACGGGCGGAGGGGACGGCGCAGGUAAAGGCUCGGGGGUGCUGCUGACCCACACGCAUUUGGGAGACAGGGUUCUCAUCAACACAGAGCAGAGUUUGAGGAACUGUGACUGGAAUGGCAGGCUGAGAAGUUGUCCCUUCAUUCUCAGGGCGUUGAGAUUACCUGAGGGUUUUGAAUAGAAGGACGUGAUCUUAGCUGGGAUUUUAAGUGUCUCGAAAUUUGCUCAGGGGAGAACAUUAGUUAGGGGUGGGGACUGCAAGGAUGGAUACGAGGAGACCGGUAAGGAGGCUGCUGCAGUGGAUUCCAGGAAUGCUUUGGUGGUGGAUGUACCAAGAGUAAUGGCAGGGCUGUGUCGUCUUUGAGGAUGUGUUUGUAUACUUCUCUCAGGAAGAAUGGGAGCUUCUUGAUGAUGCUCAGAGACUUUUGUACCAUGAUGUGAUGCUGGAGAACUUUGCACUUUUAGCCUCACUGGGAAUUGCAUUUUCCAGAUCACGUGCAGUCAUGCAACUAGAGCGAGGAGAAGAGCCCUGGGUGUAUGACCAGGUGGAUAUGACUUCAGCCACAGAAAGAGAGGCCCAGAGGGGACUUAGACCUGGUUGUUGGCAUGGAGUGGAGGAUGAGGAGGUAUCUUCUGAGCAGAGCAUUUUUGUAGCAGGAGUGUCAGAGGUCAGGACUCUCGUGGCAGAGCUGGAGUCUCACCCAUGUGACAUAUGUGGCCCAAUAUUGAAAGAUACCUUACACCUGGCUAAAUACCGUGGGGGAAAAUCCAGGCAGAAACCAUACUUGUGUGGGGCAUGUGGAAAGCAAUUCUGGUUCAAUACAGACUUUGACCAGCACCAGAACCAGCCCAAUGGAGGGAAACUCUUCCCAAGGAAGGAGGGCAGAGACUCUGUGAAAAGCUGCAGAGUCCAUAUGCCAGAGAAGACCCUCACAUGUGGGAAAGGUAGGAGAGACUUUUCAGCCACAUCUGGCCUUCUUCAGCAUCAGGCCUCUCACAGCAGGAUGAAGCCCCACAAGAGCACUAAGCUUGUGAGUGGCUUUCUCACGGGACAGAGGUAUCACAAGUGUGGUGAAUGUGGGAAAGCCUUCACCCGCAAAGACACACUUGCUCGGCAUCAGAGAAUCCACACUGGAGAAAGGCCUUAUGAGUGUAACGAAUGUGGGAAAUUCUUCAGCCAAAGCUAUGACCUCUUUAAACACCAGACAGUUCACACUGGAGAAAGGCCAUAUGAGUGCAGCGAAUGUGGGAAAUUCUUUAGACAAAUCUCCGGCCUGAUUGAGCACAGGAGAGUUCACACAGGUGAAAGACUCUAUCAGUGUGGCAAAUGUGGGAAAUUUUUUAGCAGUAAGUCUAACCUCAUUCGACACCAGGAAGUUCACACAGGAGCCAGGCCUUAUGUAUGCAGUGAAUGUGGGAAAGAGUUCAGUCGGAAACACACACUUGUUCUGCACCAACGAACUCACACUGGAGAAAGGCCUUAUGAGUGCAGUGAAUGUGGGAAGGCCUUUAGCCAAAGCUCCCACCUUAAUGUACACUGGAGAAUUCACAGCAGUGAUUAUGAGUGUAGCAGAUGUGGUAAAGCUUUCAGCUGCAUCUCCAAACUCAUUCAGCACCAGAAAGUUCACUCUGGAGAAAAGCCUUAUGAGUGCAGCAAGUGCGGGAAAGCCUUCACUCAAAGACCCAACCUCAUCAGGCACUGGAAAGUCCACACUGGGGAAAGGCCUUAUGUGUGUAGUGAGUGCGGGAGAGAAUUCAUCCGGAAACAGACACUUGUUCUGCACCAGAGGGUUCAUGCUGGAGAAAAGCUUUAAGAGUGUAGCAAAUGUGGGGGAAAGUCUUAGGCCAAUGCCCCCGACUUACUGUAUGGUGGGGAACUAGCAGUAGUUAAUGAGUGCAGCAGAUGGAGGAAAGCCUUCCCCUGGAGGCUGAACCUUACCCGCCAUUGGGAAUUUCACACCGGACACAGGCCUUAGCAGUCCAAGCAAUGUGCUGUCUCUGUUCAGCCCAACAGCUCACCGUAGAGUGGAACUCUGGGAGCAGCCAUUGGGAGGGAGCCAUCAGUAAGAAGUGAAACUUCAUAAAUAUGGACAUUCCCACUGGGGAGAUUCCCUGUGAGCGCCAAGUAUGUGAGAUGCUUUCAACAGCUGUGUUGCACUUUUAAAUGGCUAUUGACCUUUGCUGGGGCAGGAGCCAUCUGCUCCUACCAUCUGGCAGAAUCAUACUGCGUUUACCAUUUACCCCAGCAUGCUUGUGACGGGCAGACCUCUCUUCUCUCCCCAGUCCCUAAAAGGAGUUGUGAGUGGUCUCACAGCCCACUAGGGGUCUUAAUUUCCUCUCUUUUGAUGUAAAUGGCAUGGAAAUAAUCAGCUUUGUUCAAGAGGACACAGAAGGAUUCUGCAAAUAGCCUGCAGAGACUUGCCUGCAUUGAUUGGUUUCAUAUGAUGCUCGUUAUGGAUAUAUCCAAUAUCCAAGUCACCCAGCUCUGGAACUGCCUGCUUCACAUUGCUCAUGAUAAUAAAGGCCUGUUCUUUAAGCCACCA